GGCAUCGUGUAAAAGUACAAGUCAACCACCGUCCACCGAUCUCCAGUCUCGUCUGAAUCUCUGCCAAACAAUAAAACCGUGCGUGUAUACAUACUUACAUGAAAAGCACACAUAUCAUAUCUACGUAUACAGACAAAGACAACAUUUGUAAUAGUAACUCUGUAUUAUCUAAGUAGUUGUAUUGUCUGAAUUUGAUCCGCCACGCAUGUCCCUGCCUACUCAUUCUCCGCUUAGGCUUCCUUCUUCUCCUGCAACAUCUUCCUUAUUUGGGCCUCAACCUCAAUCAUUACCCAGACUCAGUAGAAGAAGAAGUAGAAACUAUCGAUUGGUAUGGGCCCAGAGUGGUAAUAACAAUAUGGACUUCAUUCGUAAACUAAGCACGACUUACUUUAUGGAUCGGUCCAGUAAGGAGCAGCUUGAGUCUGUUUCUGGCGGCCAGGAUGUUUUUGACCCGACUCCGGAUGAGCAAGCUGACCAUCUUGUCAUUAUGGUCAAUGGUAUUGUUGGAAGUUCUGAAGAUUGGAGAUAUGCAGCUGAGCAAUUUGUAAAGAAGCUUUCUGGCAAAGUUGUAGUUCAUCGCAGCGAGUGCAAUUCGUUACAGUUGACUUUCGAUGGUGUAGAUCGAAUGGGCGAGAGGUUGUCUGAAGAGGUAUUGGAUGUUGUCACACAAUGGCCUGCGGUAAACAAAAUAUCCUUCGUCGCUCACUCGUUGGGAGGUCUUGUUGCGAGGUAUGCUGUAGGGAGGCUUUAUCAGCAUCAAGGAGGUAAAAUUGCUGGAUUGGAACCUAUAAAUUUCAUAACAGUAGCAACUCCGCAUCUUGGUUCAGUGGGCAACAAACAGCUUCCGUUCCUCGGCGGUCUUCCUUUCCUUGAGAAACAAGCCUCUCAAACUGCACACUUGAUUGCUGGGAGAUCUGGGAAGCAUCUUUUUUUAACUGAUAAAGAUGAUGACAGGCCUCUCCUCCUCCAAAUGGUUUAUGACCUGGAUGAUCUUAAAUUCAUAUCAGGUUUGCGGUCUUUUAAACGUCGUGUGGCAUAUGCAAAUGCAAACCAUGACCACGUGGUUGGGUGGCGAACAUCGUCAAUUCGACGUCAGCAUGAACUUCCAGAGAAGGAUCUUCUUGUCGGGGAUGAUAAGUACCCACAUAUUGUAUAUGUCAACCGAGAAACAACUGAAAAUAUUCAGAGGGAGGUAUCAUCCUCAGUCAGCACGCAGACAAAUGACUUGGAAGAAGAGAUGAUCAGAGGCCUCUCUCAAGUACCUUGGGAGCGUAUAGAUGUUAGCUUCGGUAAGAGUAGGCAAAGAUAUGUUGCACACAGCACCAUUCAGGUCAAAAGCUAUUGGUUAAAUUCUGAUGGUGCCGACGUGGUUCUCCAUAUGAUAGAUAACUUUCAUGUUUAGCAUUUAUCUAUCUGGUAGAGCCUUGUGUUUUGCAGAAAUUCAGCAAGUAAUUCAGAAAAACUGCAUACAGAACCAGUCAUCUGUUUGACUGUGUCAGGUAUCUGGUGAAUCUUACAUGAAAGAUCUGAAGUUCUGAAGAGAGCAAGCGGAUCAAGCUUGGUUAAAAACAGAUUUUUGUAAUUGCUACUUGCCUUUGUAUAUGACCUGGUUAUGAUUCUUGGAUUUCUUUAGAUUCAACUGACAAGCCGGUUGUUAUAUUUGGAAAUCCAGAUUGUUGAAUUAGUAGUCUGAAUAAAAUUUUAAUUUUUUUAA
Molecule: messenger RNA, 1714 nt
Organism: Daucus carota subsp. sativus
Lineage: Eukaryota; Viridiplantae; Streptophyta; Magnoliopsida; Apiales; Apiaceae
Product: putative lipase YDR444W
Exons: 11
Coding region: 206-1402 (398 amino acids)
Source: RefSeq, a predicted model, not a curated record